AUGGAUUGUUAUGUGCUGUUUGGUUCCAUGGAAAUUCUGAGAAAAUCCUUCAAAAUUCUCUUCCAAAGUGGGAGGCUCAUGUCCAUCAUUGUUUCACUCACUUUUCUCCUAUACUCCCUUUUCUAUUUCGCUAACUUAUUCUCCAUCAAACCAUUAUCCAACGAUUUGGCCAUCAAGCUAAUAUCUUUAUACACUACAACCCCCACCAGCCCUAACUUCAUCAACCUCCUCAUUGGCAUCAAAGAAGAUUUUGGAGCUCUCUUGGGAGUCGAAUUGGCUUUCGUUCUUGCUUACUCCAUCGUCUCACUCUUCUCUGCCGUCGCCACUAUUCUUGUAUCAGCUGAAACCUUGUGCAAGAAUCAAAACUUUUCCCUCCAUGAUUUGAUUUCGAGGUUAAGGAGGUCAUGGACGAGGCCAAUAGUUACUUCCUUUUACACAACACUUCUUGGCGUGGGUUACACAUACAUUUUCUUGGCUGUACUGAUUCCUAUACUAAUGAUUCUUUAUCCUUCUGUCCCUGCAAAACCUAUUGCCAUUGUGCUUGCUAUUGUUGCCUUGAUUUUCUAUGCCUACUUAUCGGUUUUUUGGAUUUUGGGGUUGGUUAGAACGGUGAUGGAAGAGAGUUGUUAUGGAAUUGAGGCGCUCGGAAAAGCUGCGACACUAAUUAAGGGCAAGAGGCUACAAGGGUUUGUUCUGCAGUUUCUCUUCAUGCUAAUAUCUGUGAUUGAGGUCCAGGGGUUGAGCAUGAUUAAUGUGAAACAAUCCCAAGUGAAUUAUACAAUUAUUGUGUUGGUUAUGAUAUUUUUCGGGCUUCUUGUGAAGAUGUUUCAGUUUAUUGCCUAUACAGUGUUAUACUUCCAGUGCAAGAAGAUCCAUGGUGAAGAGAUUGAAGUUCAUGGAAGUAUAGAAUAUAGUAAAUUGCCUACUACUUCAUCACUUGUUAGUGAAGAUAUACCAUGA
Messenger RNA from Cornus florida, 960 nucleotides. RefSeq lists its product as uncharacterized. The transcript has a single exon. NCBI's taxonomy places the organism in Eukaryota, Viridiplantae, Streptophyta, Magnoliopsida, Cornales, Cornaceae. The record is from RefSeq and is a predicted model, not a curated record. Bases 1 to 960 code for a protein of 319 amino acids.